UUGGGAAAUGGACCUGCCAUCUUGAAUGGCAUGGCCCAGCUACACAGUGCGUGAUAAAAAGACAUGCAAUUUAUCGCGAACCGCUUUAUACUUUGCCACACGAAAGUGUAUAAAACUUAGUGACUGUUCAUCGAGCGAAUUUUUUGCACGAUGGAAGCGGUCAAAGCAUUUAACGCAGAGCUUUCUGCGCUGUAUGAUGUUAAACCACCAAUUUCUAAAGCUAAAAUGAAUUCUCUUACACGCGGAGCUAUCAAAGCAAUAAAAUUUUAUAAACAUGUUGUACAAAGCGUGGAAAAAUUUAUUCAAAAAUGUAAACCAGAAUAUAAAGUGCCAGGAUUAUACGUAAUAGAUUCAAUCGUAAGACAGUCAAGACAUCAAUUUGGAAUGGAAAAAGAUGUCUUUGCACCUCGUUUUGCAAAAAAUAUGCAAACAACUUUUCUGAACCUUUUAAAAUGUCCACAGGAAGAUAAAAGCAAAGUUAUACGUGUAUUAAAUCUUUGGCAAAAAAAUGCUGUUUUUCCUCCAGAAGUUAUACAACCACUUUUUGAUUUAGCUGAUCCCAAUCAUCCCAUUCAUAAAGAACAACCAGUAAACGCAAAUGGUACAUUGAACACAUCAUCUGGUAAUAACCUGAGCAAUAUUUCUGCAGUAACAAAGACUCCUCCAUCUGCCGUAAAGGUUGUUGCAAAAGAUCAGAAAUUAUUUUCUUCCACUAAACCAAUUGACCCAGUAUGGCUAGCACAAACAAAGAUAGAAACAGCUAACAUAGGGCAAUCUAAUGCAAAUCAAGUUGAUUCAUCGUUUCUUGAUCAAUUACAACAUUUACAACAAUUGCUGUUGAAGAAGCAAGAGGCCACAAAUGAAUCGAAGACUUCCGUAAAAUUUGAUAAAAAACUUUUGGAUUUCGAUUAUGGAGAAGAAGAAGAUGAUGACGUUGUGGUUGCAAGUUCACCUACUACUGCUACUGCUGCUGCAUCUCAACAUAACGCUGUAUCCACAAGUAAUAGUUUGGAAAGCCUUGGAUUGCUACUGACAAAUCCUGAGGUACUUAGACAACUGCAGACAUUACAACAAACGAUGCAAGGAAAUAUGUCCUCUUCGCAGCAUGAAAUGGAAGAAAAAAUGCGCAAAUUGCAACAGAUGAAACAACAAGAAGAAGAAUUUGAUAAACAUUUGGCUCAAACUGUUCCUAAUUUACCUUUUGCAUCAGAAUGCGAGCUGAAACCUACAGACAUUCUGAAACCAAAUCAACAAAGUACGUAUUCAACAAGUACAACUACUGGAGUUAUUCAAGAUAUGACUCAACCACCACCUGGUUAUCCUCCAGCAAUGCCAUAUGUUUCGCAACCUUUGUCAAACAUGAGGCAGAUAAAUCAAACUGGUCAUCAGAAUCAAAAAAGUCCUUUAAUCGACGAACGUCAAGAAUCGCAAGAUUUUUCUGGAAAUGGUGCAAGACGCGAUAGUAGUAGCGUUGAAAUUGUAAAUUGUGAUAAUACUCGAUCACAAAGUAGAUCACCUGAGAGAUAUAGGCAUCAUAGUCGGUCUAGAUCACCUCGGCAUAGAGACAGAGACAGAGAUAGGGACAGAGAUCGAAAAUCUCGAUCUAGAAGUAGAUCAAGAAGAAGAAGAUCACGAUCUAGAGACAGAGGUCGCGAUAGAAAAAGAGAUGACAGCCGAGAGAAAAUGACCGAGGAAGAAAGAGAAAAGGAAAGAGAACGUCGUAAACGUGGAUUACCUCCGAUAAUUAGAGAUAAAUUAAGCGUUUGUAGCACAACGCUUUGGGUCGGUCAUUUAUCCAAAUUAGUUCAUCAAGAAGAGUUAUCUGACACAUUUGGAGAGUUUGGUGACAUUGUUAGCAUCGAUCUCAUAUCACCUAGGGGUUGUGCUUUCAUUUGCAUGAACAGAAGACAAGAUGCUUAUCGAGCUCUUACAAAAUUAAAGAAUCAUAAAAUGCAAGGGAAAGCUAUAACUUUAGCGUGGGCUCCAGGUAAAGGAGUGAAAGGAAAAGAAUGGAAAGAUUAUUGGGAAGUAGAACUUGGUGUCAGUUAUAUUCCAUGGAAUAAGUUACUUAAUAUUACGGAUCAAGAUCUAGAACUAUUGGAAGAAGGUGGUAUGAUAGAUGAAGAUACAUUACCACCAAAUUUGAAAGGAAAAUUGAAGCACUCUGGCGGGAAUAUAGAUAUCAUGCAACAUCAAUUACAAAUGCAACAACAGGCGUUAGCUGCUGCAUCGCAACAGCAGACGCAGUUAGUCGAUACUAGCCAACCACCACCGAUACGACCACCAACAUCAGCUGCACUUUUGCCCCCUCCAAACACACAAUUACAAAUGAUGCCAUCAGCUUUUACGAUGACCGGUGUUCCACGUAUGAUAGGACCUAUGGGUCUCCCUAUGGCACACAGUUUAAUGCCUAAUGUUCCAAUUGGAGUACCUCCACCCAAUAUGCAAAGUCUCUUGGGACCUCCAGGAAUGAUGCAGACUAUGCUGACUCCACCUGUCAAUUCUCCAUUUGGUGCAAGUGUUGGUGUAGGUCUUUUAACGCAAAUUCCAUUACCUGCACCAGCCGCACCGUCGGACAAACCGAAUUCAACUGGGAUGCCACACAAUGUUCCACCGAUAGGAGUACCUCCGCCUACCUCAGAAACAAACAUACCAAAUCUACCAAUGCUUCGUCAGUCUUAUGGAGUAGGUCCAGCACCCCCGAUGCAGAUGCAACUACCUCAACAUCACUCUGAUGAUAUGGAUGUUGAAAUGGAAGAUGCCAUGCCACUGAACGUGAGCAACAACACUUCCAAAGAGAAACCAAAUUUGAGUGAUCAGCUUAUAGCGGCGAUGAACAUGGGUGCAGGCACCAGUGACAAUAGGCUAGAAAAUGAUCAACAAAAUAUCGAUUAUAAAGAGAGAGAUAGAGAUCGUGAAAAUAGAGAUAGAAGGGAUCGUGAACGUGACAGAAGUGAUCGUAGUGACGUCAAUGAUUCUAGAAUGGAUCGUGGUAGAGACAGAGGUAGAGGAAGAGACCGAGGUCGUGAUCGCCGUAGAGAUGCGAGAGAUGGAAGAGAAAGGGAUAGAGAUGAUAGAAGAGAUAGAGACAAUAGAGAUAUAAGAGAAAAUCGUGAGAAUUCUAUGAGGCAUUCGGAAUGUUCAAAUAUAUCAAAUCAAAAUCUUCAAGAUAACGAUGCGAUAGCUAAGAAGGAUGGGAAACCAAGUCUUGCUGAGCGAUUGAGACAAUUGGCCGAUGGUACAUUGCCUAUAGACGAUCGUAUGGAUAGAAAUAUUCGAAGUAACAGAACCGAACGAAGUAGCGAGAGAACUGAAAGAAAUUUCGAAGAAAAUUCUGGAACUCGGAGACCCAACGAUAUGCCAUUGCCAUUAAUGGAUAUCCCAAAAUUUGCUGGUAACGUGCAAGAACGUGUAGAUUUUCCUCCUAGAGGACCUGAUUUUCGAGGUGGUCCACAAGAUCCUCGAGAUUAUCAGCAAAGAAACCUAACGGACAGAGAUAGACAAAAUUUUCCACGGGGAUCUACUGGACCAUUAAGAGGAUCUCAGAUAGAUGAUUUUAUGGAUCCAAGAAUGCAAGCUGGAAGAUUUCAAGAUGAGUUCGAAAGUAGAUUAGGACAUAAUGGUCCACGAUCGGAUGAAUUUACGCCUAGAUUAGGACCAUCCAGAGAAGAUUUUGAUCGGUCGGAUAUAAGAAAUCGAAGACCGGUUGAAGAUUAUGAAAGAGAUCGUUUCGAAUAUGAAAUGCGACGCGACGGUUUUGAUCCACGUUUGCAGGAUGGUUUUGAUCCGAGAAGUCACGGCGAACGACCUGAUUUUGAUCCGCGAAGAAGAGAUUUCUUUGGAGGUCCGAUGGAUCCUGUUUUCGGAAUACCACCAAUGAUGGGUUUGCGAGGUCCGAGAGGUCCUGUAGGACCUGAAGGAUUUGGACCGCGUGGAUCUGGCAUGGGAUCAAGAGGACCAGGACCUUUAAUCUUCCAUCCUCGAGGUAUGGGUCCACGAGGAAUGAGAAUUCGACCUCCGUUCGGACCACGUGGACCCCCACCGUUUGAUCCCAGAGAAGCUGAUCCUUUCUUCCGGCCACCGUUUGAUGACGUACGCGGUCCACCAGGUCCACACAUGAGACCGUUUGGUCCGAUGGGUCCACCAACUAUGCACGGUCCCGAAGGACCUUGGAGGAAUCAAGAAAGUGGAGCACCAGGCCCAUGGACAUCCUCGCAAUCUAGUAGUACUCCGGAAACUGAUAAUCAUAGCCAGAGAGAAAAUCAUCUUGCUCGAGACAAACAAAAAGGAACUAAACAUACAGAUUAUAAAAACAAUAUUUCAGAUAGAGAAAAUCGUAACAGAAAUAGGAAAUCAAGGUGGGGUAAUGUAAGCCCUCCUAUAACGGAAAAUAUAGACGAAGCGACAUCCGCCGAAGGAAUUGAAGACAAGACGGACCUAAUACAGGAUGGAAAUUUCGAAAACAUAGAACCUAAAACAGAAAUAAUUACCGAAUACGAUCAAUCAGUACAAAUGGAAGAUGAUAGCCCUACUGAUAGAGAGCAAGUCGAAGAGCAAAAUGAUGUGCAUCAUUUAAAAAUUGAACAGAGUGAUGAAACCAAUAACGAAGAACUACAUGAAAAUCAAUAUAACGAAGAAGAACAAAGUAGUUCCUAUCAAUCUAAUGUAGAUGCAACUUCUGGCAAUGACGUUGAACAAAAUCAGUGUAAUGAUGAUAAACAAUGUGAAUAUCAGACAGUCGGUCAAACAGAGGACUCGUCGCAACAAUGUGUGGAGCAAGUUGAAAAAUCUGAGUGUGUGAGUGAAAAUAAUAGUGACCAACAACCAAUUCUGGAGCAAGCAGCAGAUGCUUUGUAAAAGGUUCAACAUUUGAGGAUAAAUAGACCAAAGUAAAGCAAAGAGAAUCUAUGAAUAGAUUCAUGUAAAAUAUGAUUCCAAACAAUACAUUGUACAUAGAGUCAUGUUAUUACGCAGAAAGUGAAAUGAAUUUGAUUAUGUGGACUUGGAGUACUAAACUCUGGAGUGGUGAGGGAGCUGUGGGUCCAGUGAGUUCUUUUAGAAGUCUUUUUUUAAAGUAUUCAUUUAAAACACGUACGAAUUUAAAAAUUUCUUCCUGUAUAAAAAAAGAAAAAAAAAAUGCUGCUUAGAUCUUGCUGUGAUAGUGAACACAGGACCUAUCUAUAAUGUAAAUAUACAUACAAAAUGCAAGUAAAGUCUUAGGGAUUCCUUUUUAGAUAACUAUAAAAUUACAUAUUUGCCAUCUGUAUUAAAUGCCAGUUAGUUCUUCAUAAUCUCAUUAAGGACUUGAAUAUAGUUAAUUUUGAAUCAUACUACAGGUACUGUACAGCGAGAGUAUAUUCAUACCUUAUACUCUAAAUAACUAUUAAUUUAUUGAAUUGUACAUACUUUUAUAUUUUCCUAGCAGAACAAAUGAAUGAAUAUAUUGUGCUAACGGUCAUUGCUAAAUCAAAGAAAAAAAAAAAAUAAAUAUUUUAUAUAUACUGUCUUUGAUAAAAAAAUAAUGGCCUUCUCAUUCCGAUUUGUGCGUAGCUCCCAGUCUUGCAGUUAUUAUUGAAAUUGAAAAAGCUAUGUAUUAGAAUUAUAACCUGUUUGCCAUGAAUUGAUAUAAAUUAUCAAUAUGUAACCAUAUAUGUGUAUGUACAUAUAUAUAUAUGUAUAUAUAUAUACAUAUAUAGAUUUGAACGUUUAAUAAGUUUAAAACAUCGUUACAUAUUCCUUUACUGGUCCCUACAAAAUUUAUUUUUCUAUUUAAAUGUAAUGAAACGCAAGUGUGUUACUUGUCAAUAGUUUGUUAUUUCUUAUUCAUGGCACAAAUUCAUUUUAUUCUGCAUGAAAUUUUUUCUAUUUAUCGUAAACUGAAAUAAACUACAGAAUAAUCGAUAUAAUAGGCAAUAUGGUAUUGCAUUAAUGAAGCAAGUAAAAUGAGCUCUGGAUUCCGUACAUACAACUUGGUUCCUGUGUUCACGCACGCACGUUAUUGCACGCCGCAGCGAUGGAAGACUCGUGCUUGCGCUCAAACUGAGUGACAAGUACAAGGUACUGUCUACAUUAUAUUCACAUAAACUAGUCGAAGAAUGUGACACUGACUACUUCAAAAAAAUUUUGUUUAAAUCGAUAUCAGCCCGCACCACUCCAGACCAAAGCCCAUUUUACAUACAUAUAUAUGUAUGUGUGUGUGUGUGUGUGUGCGUGUGUGUGCGUGUGUGUUUAUUAUUAUUAUCAUUAUAUAUACAUACAUACAUACAUGCAUAUGUAUUACAUAGUGAAUUAUUGUGUAUCUCUCUAACAAUAGGAUAGUGUAAUUGCUUACAGCUCAGAGUAGCGUUAUGUAUUGACAAAUGCACUUCCAUUAAAGAAAAAAAGUAUCCCGAAAUAUAAGCAAUGGAUAGUUUUAUAACAAAAUGUAAAUCAUUUUGUUUUUUAUCGAUUGAGAAGAGUACAUUGAUAUAAUUCACUCAAAGUUUAUGGCAAUAAUUUUUCUAACGAUUCGUAUAGAAAUUUAUUUCUAUAUGGACGAUACUUUCCACUUCGACGUUUAUUUUACUUAGAAAUAAGAUACAUACAUAAGCAUUUUGCUUUUUUUUUUUUCUUGCUUUACUUUGUAUUUUCAAGUUUUUAUGUACUUGCAUACGUGUGCAAGUAAAGAUACAAUAUAUUUGUAUCUGAAAGAUAAUUAUGCACUUACAGCUUACUAAAAAAAUAUAUAAUACAUUUAUCAGAAGUAUUAAUGAAUAAUGGUUUCAAGAAUGAGAAGAAAGAGAAUGUUAAUAACAAUAUUGACUUAAGUUAUAUCAAAAAUGGGAUACGAAUAUAUUACUUAUAUUAUGUUAUUUUAAUGUCUUAAUUAUUCUAAUCAUAUUAGAAAAACAAGUCUAACAUGAUUAUUUAGUGAAAGAGUGUAUGAAUAAACUCGGUAUUCACAAUGAUUGUCUUAGAUUUUUUUCAUAGUUUUAUUACAUCUUAUUAAUUUACUUUACGAAUUGUUACACAACAAUAUUUACAACUUUAGUAAAUGCUCUGAGACAAAUUCUUACUCGAUAGAAAAGUUUUCAAAAGAACACUGGAGUGGUGUAUGGCACUACUGAGAUAGGAUUCAUAUUACUCUCGGAAAACGUGCUAGAGUUCAUUCGUUACAUCAAAAUUAUUUACUUUUGUAUUAACGUUAUAAUACAUCCAAAAGAUAUGCUUUUGUUUUCAUCAAAAUAAAAUAUUAUAACAAUCAGAAAAUUAUAGUAUACGCACAAGAUUAUAAUAUCAUUAUAUAAAAUACUAUAUAUUUUUAUUUUUACAUUGUAUAUCCUUGUUUAAUAAAUAAAUUAAAGAUUAAGUACUAAAUGUCUAAGUUAAUGAUUUAAGAUUUUCAAAACAUUUUAUGUUUUCAUAUGCGUAAUAUGAAUCUGUAUCUUAUAAUAUUUUAUAAAAUUUCACACAAAAAUAAGAUAAUUAUUAAGCUUAAUCACUAACACAUGUACCCGUUUAAUAUAAUUUUCUUUCAUCUUUAACCAUGCUUUUCUCAAUAUCAGCGUUAUUUACUUAUUCUCUUAUAUAUACAUACAUUACGAUCAUUUAUAUUAAAUAUUUACAUAUAUACACAAUUCUGCUCUUCCUGCCAUCAAACGUUUAUUAUAUUACAAAGGCAGAUCCUUGUAGCUCUCACCGAGUGUGUUUUACAUUAUUUAAUCUGCCAGUAUUUUACAAUUAGUAUAAAAAUUUACAAACGAUUAUUCUGAUAGGGAAAAACAAAAAAAAAGAAAGAAAAAAAAAUGAAAAAGUACGAUUAUAUUUAAUGUCCAUUGAAUUAUUAAAAAACAAUUAUCUAAUUAACCAGAAGCCUGUGCAAAUACUAAGAUUUAUAAAAACCAAAAUAUGUAAACUAUAUCAGAGAUAUAAAUUUAAAAUGUUUGUUAAUGUUAACUAAUUUUUUAUAUGGAAUUAGCGAUAACCUCUUAAAUUGACAUGUAUAGAUGAAAUAAUAUCAAUAUAUAUGUAUAUGACACUUAUAAUCUAUGUUAAGAUUACAUUGUACAUUACUCUGUAAAAGGAGAAUUUAGUUUACAAAGUACAAUAAAGAAAAGGUAAUCAUCGAUAGUGUUAGUUAAGUAGUAAAGAACACAACAAUUAUUAUUUCAUUAGAAAGUCAUUUUCUUCUUAUUGAUCUUUUAGAAUAAGAAGAUUAAUUGGCAAUAUGUGCGAUAUAAAACGUACGAAAGAAAUUUUAUUUUGUAUUUCAUAAUACAUAUGAAAAAAUAGAAAUGUAUCUGGCCGUUGUAACUGAAAAAUCUUACUUUUUUAUUUUAUUAUCAACAUAAUAGUAUAUGUGCAGGCUUCAGAAAAAAUAAUGAUAAUUUUAAGAUAAUGUACAUUUAUAUACCAUUCUAACAAAGUUUCAUGUAAAUAAGUAUGUAAACAUGUUUAUAAUCGGUUGCGUCUAUGUACGUUUGUUAAAUUAUUUCAAGACAUAGAAAUCUUUAAUUCACCUUAGAGAAACAAAAAAGUAAACAAAAGACGUAUUAAAAUACAUACUUAUAAAGGUAUAUAAGAAAGAGAAAGAGAAUGAAAAGAAACGAAUGAGACAAACAAUACUAUUGCCUUCACGCCACAUAAGAUGGUAUAAACUAGUAAAAGAAAUUACAUAUGUAUUUAUCUUAAGAAAAUUAUCUUUACACGAAUGUAUAUAAUGUUCUUAUCGAAAAUUGUUAAUUAUUAUUAUUUAGUUAGAAGAACAUGUUGAAAAACCAGAUACAUUUCUUUUCUUUUCUAUUUUUGUUCUUUGUUUUUUAGGUUAUUAUUACACUGUAUAUCGUAUUAUGCUAGUAGCGUAAUAAUAAUAUGCAAAUAUUUUCAACAUUGGCAAUUGUAUUACAACUUUUGCGCGCAUUGUCAUAAACGAAAUCUGUAAUCUUUAUUAAUCAAUAAUAAAGGAACAAAUGUGUGUA
Molecule: messenger RNA, 8957 nt
Organism: Vespula pensylvanica (western yellowjacket)
Lineage: Eukaryota; Metazoa; Arthropoda; Insecta; Hymenoptera; Vespidae
Gene: Isha
Product: SR-related and CTD-associated factor 4
Exons: 16
Coding region: 151-4857 (1568 amino acids)
Cellular component (GO): nucleus
Molecular function (GO): RNA binding
Source: RefSeq, a predicted model, not a curated record